Bufo bufo (common toad) is the source of this 3554-nucleotide messenger RNA. RefSeq names its product kinesin family member 6 (gene KIF6). The transcript is spliced from 22 exons. Gene Ontology annotation, molecular function: ATP binding; microtubule binding; microtubule motor activity. The coding region runs from base 46 to 2352 and encodes 768 amino acids. Gene Ontology annotation, biological process: microtubule-based movement; mitotic spindle organization. Lineage: Eukaryota; Metazoa; Chordata; Amphibia; Anura; Bufonidae. The record is from RefSeq and is a predicted model, not a curated record.
ACGGUUGCUAGGGAGCUCGCACCUGUCCGAGAAGUGCCCGGGAACAUGGUGAAGCAAACUAUACAGAUCUAUGCCCGGGUGAAGCCAAGCAGAAGGCCGCACGGGAUCUAUUCCGUUAAUAAUGACGAGGCGUCUUCGUCCCUGGAGAUCAUCGUCCCUCGGGACCUGGCGGACGGAUUUGUUAAUAAUAAGAGGGAGACGUACAAGUUCCGGUUUCAAGAGACGUUUGACCAAGAAACGAAGCAAGAAGCCGUAUUCGAAAGCAUCGCGAAACCAGUGGCAGAGAGCGCGCUCACCGGCUACAAUGGCACCAUAUUCGCCUACGGGCAAACCGGCAGCGGCAAGACGUUCACCAUCACAGGAGGAGCGGAGCGUUACAGCGACAGAGGCAUCAUCCCCAGGACAUUGUCCUAUGUAUUUGAGCAGCUUCAGAAGGACAGUAGUAAAGUCUACACGGUGCACAUCUCCUACCUGGAGAUCUACAAUGAGUGUGGCUACGAUCUGCUGGACCCAAGACAUGAAGCCUCCAAGCUGGAAGACCUCCCGAAGGUGACCAUAAUGGAGGACCCCGACCAAAACAUUCAUCUGAAGAACCUGUCCCGGCAGCCGGCCACCACCGAGGAGGAAGCCCUGAACCUGCUCUUCCUGGGGGACACCAACCGCAUGAUAGCAGAGACCCCGAUGAACCAGGCGUCCACCCGCUCGCACUGUAUCUUCACCAUACACAUCUCCAGCAAGGAGCCCGGCUCCGCCACCGUCUGCCGCUCCAAGCUGCACCUGGUAGACCUGGCUGGAUCCGAGCGAGUAGCGAAGACUGGAGUCGGGGGGCAGCUGCUGACGGAGGCCAAGUACAUCAAUCUGUCCCUGCACUACCUGGAGCAGGUCAUUAUUGCACUGGCGGAGAAGAAUCGCUCCCACAUACCGUACAGAAACUCCAUGAUGACCUCGGUGCUCAGGGACAGCCUUGGUGGGAACUGUAUGACAACCAUGAUCGCCACCCUCUCCUUAGAGAAGAAGAACAUUGAUGAGUCCAUCUCCACCUGUCGCUUUGCACAAAGAGUCGCACUGAUCAAGAACGAAGCCGUUCUCAACGAGGAGAUCGACCCCCAGCUGAUGAUCCUGCGCCUUAAGAAAGAGAUUCAAGCGCUUAAGGAUGAGAUCGCCCUCGUUACCGGAGAGCAGAGGACGACGGAGCUGAGCCCAGACCAACUCCAGAGUCUUGAGGAGCAGCUUCAUGGUUUCCUCGAGGACAAGGACCCUGAAAGUCUCCUGGAUGUGGGGGCCGACAUGCGGAAGAUCCACUUCUGUUUUCUCUACUUUAAGCAGAGAGUUUUCCAUGAAAAGAAGGCAUCAGAGCGCAGAGCGAGCUCCCCGGAGAUAUCUACAGGACGGCCGGCAACACCCUCCGCCCGUCCUGAGGAGGUAAAGAAGCUGCGAGAUCUCCUGCAGCAAAGGGACAACGAAAUCAAUAUACUGGUCAGCAUGCUGAAGAAGGAGAAGAGGAGGAACCAAGACGCUGCGGAGGAGAAGAAUGUGCCCAGCACCCCACUCCGGCCCGAAACGGGGUCCAACGGGAGAGAACACUCUGCAAAGAGGGGUCCACAGUCCCCAGCAACUCCUACUGUCAGAGAGAACCGGACCAGCACCCUCUACAGGAAGACAGCAGAACAAAUGUCCCUCGGUCGGCAAGAAGCAUUUGAAAUAUUCAAACGAGAUUAUCCAGACAAAGUCGGCAUCGAAGACAACAAGGCAUUGCUGAAACAGAGAUUCUCUGAAGCCAAAUCCCUGGGAGAAGAAGUGAAUAACGUGAGACAGCGGAUCAAUCAUCUGAAGGCGGCGGUAGAGCAGCGGAGGAUGCAGCAGGCGGCACUAGGUGUUUCCAGCUCGUAUGAAGACGCAAACAAGUACGAUCCGGCAGAGGAAGAGCUGCGGGAGCAGAUGGAAGCGGAGAAGAAGCGGUAUAAAAGGCUCUUCAGUCGACUCAAAAGCCUUAAGACGGAGAUCGAACACCUGCAGCUUCUGCUGGAGAAGGCCAAGGUCAAACUGCAGAAAGACUUUGAGGACUGGUGGUCCCAGGAGGCCGCGGACCUACAGCAGAAUCCGCCAGACGUAGACGCGCGCAGUGCUCAGUCACCUCUCCUGCAGCACGUACACAGUAUUUCAGAUAACGCCGAUCCAGCCAACAGCAGCCGCCCCAGGAGCAUCCAGAGGCCGGCGACAGGCGAAAGGGCUUCCCGCUGCGCAGACACCCCCAUCCCGCUCACAGGCGACAGCCAGACUGACGCAGAUAUCCUGGCCUUUGUCAGAGCGCGGCAGAACCUGCUGACCAGAAAAGGCUCCGGACAUCAGUGAGUUCUCUUCACCUGGCCAGCAUUAGCAUACAGCAGACACGUCAGCAAGUCCGGGGGGUGAUCAGCGGCGCCGGCUGAGGAUUGAGCCAUUAAUCCUAGGGUCAUGAAGCUGCAUCGUAAGAACCGCCACAAAACCAUCUGCGCCAUUAUCCCAAGUGUUUUCUUGGAGAAACAGUUUCAGGAAAUGUCGGUCUUAACACAAGAUUUUUGCAAACCGGACUCCGGAGAAAAACUGAAACCGCGAGGGUCAGGACGCCAUGAAGCGGCGCAGGCGCUCCGAAAAUCACAUUGUGUGACGGAGACUUAUCACAGUCUUAUACGUAACGGCCAACCCAAAAAGAGCGGAAAAGAGGCGGUUCCUCUGAGGACUCAGAACCUGCAAAUUUAAGGGGGAACUCUCACCUAGUGACAUUGGCAGGGAUCCAGGAAGCUGAGAUAUGGGGAGAUGUUUGCACUAUAGAUCGUUGGCUUGCUAAUUUGUUAAUCAGUGAAUUCAAUGAGUGUGGGCUCAUGCACACGGCCGUAGUUCAGCUCUGCCUCCGAUCUGCGUUUUUUUGGUGGAUCGGAGGCAGACCCAUUCAUGGUACCACAAAAUAAAUCCAUUCCGCGACCCUGCAGAAAAUAUAGGAAAUGUCCUAUUUUUGGACAUUUCUGCAGGAGAAGAAAAAAAAAACAUGGCGGCAAGCACUCGGCCGGGAUCCAUGAAUUUGGCCGUGUGCAUUAGCCUUGAAUCAAAUUGGCAGCUCUACUACUUGAGGGCCUUGCAAACAGCCCCUCAUAUCUCAGCUUCCUGAACCUCUGCAAGUUAGGCCUCAUGCACAUGACCGUUGUUGUGGUCUGCAUCCGAGCCGCAGUUUUUGCGGCUCAGAUGCGGACCCAUUGACUUCAAUGGGGCCGCAAAAGAUGCGGACUGCACUCCGUGUGCUGUCCGCAUCCGUUGCUCCGUUCUGGAUCCGCAAAAAAACGGAUCGGUCGUGUGCAUGAGGCCUAAGACCAUGUUUGGGACCAUUACACCUGACUAGAGCUAUCUGGGUUCAUUCAGAAUUAUCAAACAUCCCCAGUAAAAUUCCGUUAUCCGGCAUCUGAUUCAUCUAUCACACAUCGAUACAGAUUUUUGCUUGACAGCGUCCAUUGCCUCCUGUGAUUUGUAUAUUAUGUAUUUCUUACCACAGAUAUUUAUUGUCCAUUGUAAUAAAAUGUAUG